AUGAGCCUCGGGUUGGACAGGCCAGAACCACCGCAAUUUAAGCGGCUGAGGGAUGAAGCACAAUGCCCCUUUCAAGAAAACCGCCGAAUUCUAUUCUGCUUAUCACGUGCUGCCUGCUUACAACUGGCUCAACUUUCGAUAAGGGUUGGUUUAUUCAGUCACUUAGCUGAAUGGUUAAGCAGUCGAACAAGGAUAAACUUGCUCCAAAAAGACUUUAAAAGAGUUGCAAACGCACCAUAUGAUGUGCAACUCACAAUACAACAUCUUCUCCUUCCUCUCAAGCAUUUUGACAUACCCCUUUAUAACCACUUGGAGAAAUAUAUCCAAUUUGAAAUGAGCGCCGAAGAUUUGAAAGAAGCAAUCGACGCAAAAUUCAAACAACUUGAGGCAGCUAUUAAACUUGACACUGGUGACGAGUUGCAACUGGUUGAAGAACCCCUUAAUGGGGCAGGAGUUCUUGGGAAUGAAGCCUCAGUCAAAUAUAGUUCAAGAUACGUUCAAGCGGAAUUCGAAAGUGAAGACCCUGGCAUCGCAGCAAAAUACCAGCCUUCCAAGGCAUUCGUGGUGAUCAACAUUCGAAUCUUGGCUGCUUUAUCAAUCCUGGUGGUGAUAAUUUCAACGUGGGCUUUCAAAUCUUUCUCGAAGCUAGAUGGUAGAGUUGUUUCUGGAUACCAGAGCACACAUCAAAGUUGGACUAUGGAUAUCCCUGUAUUUUGA
This is a messenger RNA of Melampsora larici-populina 98AG31, 717 nucleotides long. RefSeq lists its product as uncharacterized. NCBI's taxonomy places the organism in Eukaryota, Fungi, Basidiomycota, Pucciniomycetes, Pucciniales, Melampsoraceae. The coding region runs from base 1 to 717 and encodes 238 amino acids. The record is from RefSeq and is a predicted model, not a curated record. The transcript has 4 exons.